This is a messenger RNA of Tripterygium wilfordii, 1823 nucleotides long. RefSeq names its product transcription initiation factor IIB-2. Lineage: Eukaryota; Viridiplantae; Streptophyta; Magnoliopsida; Celastrales; Celastraceae. Gene Ontology annotation, cellular component: nucleus; transcription preinitiation complex. The record is from RefSeq and is a predicted model, not a curated record. Gene Ontology annotation, biological process: transcription preinitiation complex assembly; DNA-templated transcription initiation. Bases 594 to 1532 code for a protein of 312 amino acids. The transcript is spliced from 7 exons. Gene Ontology annotation, molecular function: TBP-class protein binding.
CUUCGAUUAGCCUCUAUGUGAUUUCUCCUUCUAUCUGUCUCUCAUGGGAUCUCAGUCCGACCUAUUCCUCCUAUUUGUGCUUCUGAUUUCAGUUGUAUUACUACCAAGUCCUGUACUUUCUUCUUGUAACUUCCCGUUUGUCGUCAACUUCGGCGACUCCAAUUCCGACACCGGUAAAUUCAGCCCCCCAUUGCUGCAGAUGAUCUAUCUUCUUCGUCAAGCUGGGACUGAGCCUUUGAGCCUUGAGGUGUCGGUUUAUCAAAUUGGGUUGAGUUUUAGAGUUUAGUUAGGUCAUUCAAUCGCAAUCUCAGCCAUAGGAUUUCACGGAGGGUUAGGAUUUAAAAUAUUCUAGGAAUUCCAGCCACUAUGCAUUUCACUAUUUCAGCCCCCCAUUAGCUCGCGAUUCACUAAUCUCUCUCUCUCUAUAAAUAACGCCUCUCUGUAAAUCUCCAUUAAAUUUCCGUUCCCCUUCUUUGCAUCGAGAGAGAAGAAACAACGCGAAAUAGGAGAAACCGAAACACGGAAAUUUUCUAAUUGAUUCACUGGUUUGAAUUAAUUUAUUAAAUCUUUAGUUAAAUUAUUGUUAUUUUGUAAUGGCGGAUGCGUUUUGCUCGGACUGUAAGAAGCACACGGAGGUGGUGUUCGAUCACUCGGCUGGGGAUACGGUGUGCUCGGAAUGCGGUCUGGUGUUGGAGUCCCACUCGAUCGAUGAGACCUCCGAGUGGAGGACCUUCGCCAACGAGUCUGGCGACAACGACCCUGUCCGUGUUGGCGGACCCUCAAACCCUCUAUUGACGGAUGGCGGCCUCUCUACCGUCAUCGCCAAGCCCAACGGCGCUACCGGCGAUUUCCUUUCUUCUUCCCUCGGCCGAUGGCAGAAUCGCGGAUCCAAUCCCGAUCGGGGGCUUAUUCAAGCAUUUAAAACUAUAGCCACUAUGUCUGAUAGGUUGGGCCUUGUUGCAACUAUCAAGGACCGUGCAAACGAGAUCUAUAAGAAAGUGGAGGAUCAGAAGUCUAGUCGAGGAAGAAAUCAGGAUGCUUUAUUGGCUGCUUGUCUGUACAUUGCUUGUCGCCAAGAAGAUAAGCCGCGAACUGUUAAGGAAAUCUGCUCUGUCGCCAAUGGAGCCACAAAGAAGGAAAUUGGCCGAGCGAAAGAAUAUAUUGUGAAACAACUGGGGUUGGAGACAGGUCAAUCAGUGGAGAUGGGGACAAUACAUGCAGGGGACUUUAUGAGACGCUUCUGCUCAAAUCUUGGUAUGAAUAAUCAAGCAGUUAAAGCUGCACAAGAAGCUGUUCAGAAGUCUGAAGAAUUUGAUAUAAGGAGGAGCCCUAUAUCGAUUGCGGCGGCUGUUAUAUACAUUAUAACUCAACUCUCUGAUGACAAAAAGCCUCUCAGAGAUAUUUCAAUCGCCACAGGAGUUGCAGAAGGAACAAUAAGAAAUUCUUAUAAGGAUCUUUAUCCCCAUGUGUCGAAGAUAAUACCAGGCUGGUAUGCCAAGGAGGAAGAUCUCAAGAACCUUUGUAGCCCUUGAAGUAUAGCAAGCGUGAACAACCUGGAUUUGGAUGAUCUUUGAGGCCCUUGUCUCGGAACGGAUAAGAACUAUGCUGGAGUUUUGUUGUCUUCCCUUUUUCCCCUCUCUAUGGUAAUUUAGUAUGUUUCAUUAAGACGCUGAUGAACAAACACAAAAUCCAAAAGAAUAAGAUUAGAAAUGACACUAGUUGAAUUGAUUUUAUAUUUUUAUGUGUAAAGAAACCGCAUAAGUUUGAACCAACCUAUUGGAAGUUUAUUUUAUGACAAAUGAUGCAUCUACAUUGUCAGAUUA